Molecule: messenger RNA, 573 nt
Organism: Mycena indigotica
Lineage: Eukaryota; Fungi; Basidiomycota; Agaricomycetes; Agaricales; Mycenaceae
Product: AP complex subunit sigma
Exons: 5
Coding region: 1-573 (190 amino acids)
Biological process (GO): clathrin-dependent endocytosis; protein transport
Cellular component (GO): intracellular membrane-bounded organelle; AP-2 adaptor complex
Molecular function (GO): clathrin-cargo adaptor activity
Source: RefSeq, a predicted model, not a curated record
AUGAUCCGCUUCAUCCUCGUCCAGAACCGGCAGGGCAAGACGCGGCUGUCGAAAUGGUAUGUGCCAUAUGACGACGACGAGAAGGUGCGCUUCGACGACACGGUCAGCGACAGGCACGGACUAAUGCAGAGCGGGAAUGGGUGUGCAGAAGUACCAGAGCAACUUUGUCGAGGUGCGUGCCUGUGCCAACUUUAUUUUCUUCUUCCCCCGCAUUUCCACCUCCCCGCCGUCCCUCAGCUUGCCUUUUUUCCAUACCUCGCCUGCCUCUGCUCACGGCUCAUGGCUCACCGCCACCAGUUCCGGAACUACAAGAUCGUGUACCGGCGGUACGCGGGGCUCUUCUUUUGCGUCUGCGUCGACGCGAACGACAACGAGCUCGCCCACCUCGAGGCGAUCCGCUUCUUUGUCGAGGUCCUCGACACGUUCUUCGACAACGUGUGCGAGCUGGAUCUCGUUUUCAAUUUCUACAAGGUGUAUGCGAUACUGGACGAGGUGUUCCUCGUGGGGGAGAUCGAGGAGACGAGCAAGGACGUCGUGUUGGCGCGGCUGGAGGCGCUGGAGAAGCUCGAGUAG